This is a messenger RNA of Neopelma chrysocephalum (saffron-crested tyrant-manakin), 2247 nucleotides long. RefSeq names its product leucine rich repeat containing 55 (gene LRRC55). Bases 184 to 1032 code for a protein of 282 amino acids. The record is from RefSeq and is a predicted model, not a curated record. Gene Ontology annotation, cellular component: voltage-gated potassium channel complex. The transcript has 2 exons. Gene Ontology annotation, molecular function: transmembrane transporter binding; potassium channel activator activity; voltage-gated potassium channel activity. NCBI's taxonomy places the organism in Eukaryota, Metazoa, Chordata, Aves, Passeriformes, Pipridae.
GUGACGGCCACGCCGGUGCCCCCGGCGGGGUUCCCGUGCCCGCCGGAUGCCGCCGGGACGGCGGGAGCAUCGCUGUGACCGCUGCCAGCCGGGCCCCGCCACCGGCCGCCGGCUGAGCCCCGGGCGUUGAGCGGGCGGGCGGGAUGGCCCCCGGCGCCCCGUGAGGGUCGGGGCCGCGAGGCCAUGCUGCUGGGCCCCUGGCUGGUGGCGGCGGCGGCGGCGGUGGCGGCGGCGGCCGGCGCGGGCUGCCCGGUGCUGUGCAGCUGCCGCGGGCAGGCGGUGGACUGCAGCGGGCAGCGGCUCUUCUCCGUGCCCCCCGAGCUGCCGCUGGACACCGGGAACCUGAGCCUGGCGCACAACCGCAUCGCCAGCAUCCCGCCGGGCUACCUGGGCUGCUACGGGCAGCUGCGCGCCCUCGACCUGCGCAACAACUCGCUGGCAGCGCUGCCGGCGGGGCUGUUCCGCGGUGCCCGGCGCCUGGCGCACCUGGACCUCAGCUACAACAACUUCAGCCUGGUGCCCGCCGACAUGUUCCGCGAGGCCAGCGGGCUCCUGCGCCUCGACCUCAGCCACAACCCGGGGCUGCGCCGCGUCCACCCCCAGGCCUUCCGCGGGCUGGCCCAGCUGCGCGAGCUGGACCUGAGCUACGGCGGGCUGGCGGCCAUCAGCCUCGACGCCCUCGAGGGGCUGCCCGGGCUGGUGGGGCUGCGCCUGGGGGGCAACCCCUGGCUCUGCGGCUGCGCCAUGGAGCCCCUCCUCAAGUGGCUGCGGGGCCGCAUCCAGCGCUGCGCCUCGGAUUCGCAUCAGGCCGAGUGCUGGGCCCCCCCUGAGGUGGCAGGGGCCCCCCUGCUCUCACUGACGGAGGAGAGUUUCCAGGCCUGCCACCUCACGCUGACGCUGGACGACUAUCUCUUCAUCGCCUUCGUUGGCUUCGUCGUCUCCAUCGCCUCGGUGGCCACCAACUUCCUGCUGGGCAUCACAGCCAACUGCUGCCACCGCUGGAGCAAGGCCAGCGAGGAUGAGGAUGUCUAGGUACCGCUGCCGCCACCGCCGCCGAUGGACCCCCGCCCCGGCCACCCCCCGGCCCGGCCGCCCCCGCGGGGACACCGGACUGUGCCUUGUCCUCGUCCCCUCCCGCCGCCCCCUGCGCCAGGGUGGCCCUCGAGACGCCGGGGACACCAGGGGACAGACCUGCUUCCUUUUGCCCCAAAAUGGGGAGUUUUUGCCCCUGCUCCCCCAUCACCGUGAGCUUGGACCCCCUCCUGUUCCCACUGCCCGGGACUGAUGGAGGCAGCAGCUUGGGGGUCCUGAGGAAGCAACCCCCCACCUCUGCCUGGGAGAGACAGAGACCCCAAAAGCUGUGUGCGCCUGGGGAGACUGAGAAAGUCCCUGCUUGCAGCCCCAAAGCAGCACUGCUGGAGCCCCCCCAAAUCCUGCCCACACUCUCCAGCCUCCCCAGAAAUCCAGGGGGGCAGAAGGUGGUGCUGGCACCCAGCUCAGCACCACAGCUCCAGGGAACACCUGCGCCUUGCCGGUGACACCAGGAGGUGCUGGGGCAGCACCGGGACCACCAAGCCUGGCAGUGGGAUGGGCUGUGACAUCUCCCAAGUCCGGGAUCUCCCGGGGAUGGCCUCUCCCUCCUCUUCAGGGCCAAACCGGGCACCCAUUGCCCACCCCCAGGGGAGGGUCGGGAGGCGAAAGGAGCAUCAAAAAAGGGGGAAAAAAAAGAAAAAAAAAAAAAGAAAAAAGCAGAAAGCCAACGACCCUCUGUCCGGCUGGGGCAGCCACGUCCCCAGUCCCCAGUGCCUGUGUCCCCUGUCCCCUGUGUAUGUUGAGCACCCUGGAGGGGGUCGAUUUAACCCCAACCCACUCCCAAAGGGCUGCGGCUGCACCCCCAACCCCAGCGCUGCCCCCGGGAAGGGGCAUUUGGCCUCUGCCUUCUACAUUUUCUCUGUUUUUUUUUUAUUAUUUUCCUCUUGGUGAGUCCUCCCCGCCCCGUUCCGCACCCCCUGCACGGGCACCUCCUCCCGCAGCCACCUGGGGGCACCCAGAGCACGGGGCAUCCCCCUGCAUCCCACCGGCUCCUUCCUCUGCCUCACCCUCAUCCUCUUUUUUUUUUUUUUUAGUUAAUUUUAUUGUGUUUCUCUUUUGUUUCUCUUUGCCUUUUUACUUUAUUAGGUUUCUGUCACUUUCCUUUCCGUUCCUUUCCGUCCCUUUUCCUUCUAUCCCUUCCCUUCUUUCCAUCUU